GGUACCGGGAGUAGUAGUCCGCGCCGCGUCCCCUCAGAGCCGGGCCGGGAGAGCCAUGGAGGACUCGGAGUCGGCGGGCGGGCGCUCCAAAGUGGCGCCCAGCGUGGACUUCGACCACAGCUGCUCGGACAGCGUCGAGUACCUGACGCUGAACUUCGGGCCCUUCGAGACGGUGCACCGCUGGCGCCGCCUCCCGCCCUGCGACGAGUUCGUGGGAGCCCGCCGCAGCAAACACACCGUGGUCGCCUAUCGGGACGCCAUCUACGUCUUCGGCGGAGAUAAUGGAAAAACUAUGUUGAAUGACCUGUUGAGGUUUGAUGUGAAGGACUGUUCUUGGUGCAGAGCUUUUACCACAGGAACUCCACCAGCACCUAGGUAUCAUCAUUCAGCUGUAGUUUAUGGAAGCAGCAUGUUUGUAUUUGGUGGCUAUACUGGAGAUAUCUAUUCCAAUUCCAAUUUGAAGAAUAAAAAUGAUCUUUUUGAAUAUAAGCUUGCAACAGGCCAGUGGACAGAGUGGAAGAUUGAAGGGAGAUUACCUGUGGCCCGGUCAGCUCAUGGUGCAACAGUCUAUAGUGAUAAACUAUGGAUUUUUGCAGGAUAUGAUGGGAAUGCAAGGUUAAAUGACAUGUGGACCAUUAGUUUACAAGACAGAGAUUUAACUUGUUGGGAAGAGAUUAAACAGACUGGAGAGAUUCCUCCUUCGUGUUGCAAUUUUCCUGUAGCUGUUUGUAAAGAGAAGAUGUUUGUUUUUUCAGGCCAGAGUGGAGCAAAGAUCACAAAUAAUCUUUUUCAGUUUGAAUUCAAGGAAAAAAUCUGGACAAGAAUUCCUACUGAGCACCUGCUACGAGGCUCUCCUCCUCCUCCCCAACGGAGAUAUGGCCACACAAUGGUUGCCUUUGAUCGCCAUCUCUAUGUGUUUGGCGGUGCUGCAGACAACACAUUGCCUAAUGAGCUUCACUGUUAUGAUGUGGACUCUCAGACCUGGGAAGUCAUCCAUGCAAGUCCUGAUAGUGAGUUGCCAACUGGAAGACUGUUCCAUGCUGCAGCUAUCAUUUGUGAUGCAAUGUACAUUUUUGGUGGGACAGUGGAUAAUAAUAUCAGAAGUGGAGAAAUGUAUAGAUUUCAGUUUUCUUGUUAUCCAAAAUGUACUUUACAUGAUGACUAUGGGAGACUAUGGGAAACCAGGCAAUUCAGUGAUCUGGAAUUUGUUCUCGGAGAGAAAGAAGAGAGAGUUCGAGGGCAUACUGUCAUUGUCACUGCUCGCUGUAAGUGGCUCAGAAAGAAAAUUACGCAAGCAAAAGAACGGUUGAAACAGAAAUCUAAGCAAGAACUUGAUGAAGAAGGACAAGGGACACCGCAGAAGGAAGCAGCUGGCAGCAGUGUCAAACUGUGCCACCCGCAACCUCUGCUGGAAGUGACUAUCCGGGAAGCUGAAGCCCAGCCUUUUGAGGUGCUCAUGCAGUUCCUCUACACAGACAAAAUCAAAUAUCCACGGAAAGGACAUGUGCAAGAUGUUCUGCUAAUCAUGGAUGUCUACAAAUUAGCCCUUAAUUUCAAGCUUUCACGAUUGGAACAGCUGUGUGUCCAGUACAUUGAGGCCUCGGUAGAUCUCCAAAAUGUGCUUGUAGUGUGUGAAAAUGCCAACAAACUUCAGCUAGAUCAACUCAAGGAACACUGUCUGAAUUUUGUAGUGAAAGAAUCACACUUUAAUCAGGUGAUAAUGAUGAAAGAAUUUGAACACCUUUCUUCAGCUUUGAUAGUGGAAAUAGUACGCAGAAAGCAGCAACCCCCAAUUCGAACACAUUCUGACCAACCUCUUGAUAUUGGAACCUCCUUGGUUCAGGAUAUGAAAGCUUAUCUGGAAGGCGCUGGAUUAGAAUUUUGUGAUAUUAUUCUACUCUUAGAUGGUCACCCAAGACCUGCUCAUAAAGCUAUUCUUGCAGCCCGUUCCAGUUAUUUUGAAGCCAUGUUUCGUUCUUUCAUGCCAGAAGAUGGACAGGUUAAUAUUUCCAUUGGUGAAAUGGUUCCAAGCAAGCAAGCAUUUGAAUCUAUGCUAAGAUAUAUUUAUUAUGGUGAAGUGAACAUGCCUCCUGAAGACUCCCUCUAUCUCUUUGCUGCCCCUUAUUAUUAUGGAUUCUACAAUAACCGACUCCAAGCAUAUUGUAAGCAGAAUCUGGAAAUGAAUGUUACGGUGGAAAAUGUGCUCCAGAUUUUAGAGGCAGCUGACAAGACUCAGGCUCUGGAUAUGAAGAGACACUGCCUGCAUAUCAUUGUUCACCAGUUCACCAAGGUCUCCAAGUUGCCAAAUCUUCGAGCCCUCAGUCAACCUCUCCUACUUGACAUCAUAGAAUCAUUAGCAAACCACAUAUCAGACAAGCAGUGUGCUGAACUUGGUUCAGAUAUCUAAAAUUUCCAAUAUUUGGCAUCUUGCACAUUUUUUCAAGAGACUGUACUUUUCUUAUAUGAGUCCUUUUCUUUAGCCUUUGUUACCAUUCCAUACUGAUCUGGUGAAAAUGACCUCAUAAAAGUGUGGAAGGCUGUGAACGUAUGGUGGUCCUUUAUGGUUUUCUAAGGAUAGAUUGGUACCUGAAUCCGAUGUCAAGAAUGCCAAGAAGAGAUGGCACAGCGGUGCUUGGUAUGUUUGGGAAUUCCUAAUGGACCCUAACUGAUCAUUCAAGAAUAUUGAUUUGAUUCUUUGCCGCUGAAAAUGUCUUCUCUAAAUUUGAGCCUCCAUGAGGUGGUUUUACCACAUUCAAACAUAGCUUCCUAUUCUCCAUCUAUAACAUUCUUCUGUCAGACAUUAUUCCAAUGAAUCAGGAGGAUUGGGACAGAGAAGUUGAAGAAGCGCUUGAUUGUGUUUACUGAAGAUGGUUUCAAGUAACAGUGAAUGCAGUAGAGCAGACAAAAUUGUGUUGACAAGGUGCAAAUAUUAUAUAUGUACCUACUAAAAGAUGUACAUCUUUCUCCUCAGUCUCUGAGGAAGCAUAACCAAAGACUCUUGUAAACACUGUGUUGUUAUCGCUUUUACUGUACAGGCCUGCUAUAUGCAUAUGUGCUGUGUUUGAAUAUAUUCCGAAAAAGUGGAGUGGCUAAGAAAUUUAAAAUGCAUACUGGAAUAUGGACUACUCUCAGAAACCUUUCACAUCUCACUUUAAUGAAGGAACAUUAAAUUGUGACAUCUCACAUGGUGAAAUGAAGUAGCUUGGAAGGUUCAUAUGGAUAUUGUUUGAAUAAAAUAUGACUCCUUAUCUGUCUCUUGGAGUUUAAAGAAAGACGAUGAAAAACUCUUUAUGUCAGUAGCAACCUAAAACAUUUUUAUAGGCAAGGCAGGGAGUAACAUGACCUAAACUUCAUUAAUAUUUUGAGGAAUCCUAUGCCUCAGCCUUUCUUCUGCCUUAUCCUAAGAUAGCUAUGUAUGGGGUUGUUGUAUGUCUUUCGGGCUGUGUGGUCAUGUUCCAGAAGUAUUCCAGAGAAUACUUCUGGAACAUGGCCACACAGCCCGAAAGACAUACAACAACCCUGUGAUCCCGGCUAUGAAAGCCUUCGACAACACAUAGCUAUGUAUUUUCAGCGCAACUUCACUUUCAGUCUCUAUUUUUCCAUUUCUGAUUUCAAAUAAAAUUUUAUUUGAGUGGGAAGAUGUCAUAUGAAUUAGAAAUGUCAACUUAACUAUAACUCCUGCUCCUGUAUGGUCCUUCGAUUCAUAUUGUAACUUUGAAAUAACUAUAAAAUGACUGAUUACAUUUUUCA
Molecule: messenger RNA, 3750 nt
Organism: Anolis carolinensis (green anole)
Lineage: Eukaryota; Metazoa; Chordata; Lepidosauria; Squamata; Anolidae
Gene: lztr1
Product: leucine zipper like post translational regulator 1
Exons: 20
Coding region: 56-2407 (783 amino acids)
Cellular component (GO): Golgi apparatus
Molecular function (GO): protein binding
Source: RefSeq, a predicted model, not a curated record